Messenger RNA from Sporisorium graminicola, 1818 nucleotides. RefSeq lists its product as uncharacterized. Gene Ontology annotation, molecular function: methylisocitrate lyase activity; isocitrate lyase activity. The record is from RefSeq and is a predicted model, not a curated record. The transcript has a single exon. Gene Ontology annotation, cellular component: mitochondrial matrix. Bases 1 to 1818 code for a protein of 605 amino acids. Lineage: Eukaryota; Fungi; Basidiomycota; Ustilaginomycetes; Ustilaginales; Ustilaginaceae.
AUGUCCUCCCGCUUCGUCGCUACUCGUCUGGCUCGCGUCAACGCACCUCGAGUUCAGGCACCUGCUGCUCGCCUCAGCCUCGCAUCGCGACCUGCCCGUGCACUACCCACGUUUGCCUCGGCAUCCUCCCAUUCCGUCAGGAUGAGCUCCACCAACGCAACGUCUCUCAACCCACAGCCCGCCCCCUUGCGUGUACAACCUCCUACUGCCCAACAAGAGCAGGCCGACUACGAAGCUGCGUUCAAGCAGGUACAGGAAUGGUUCGAUAGCCCGCGCUUCAAAGGAAUCAAGCGUCCCUAUGGACCUGAGGCUGUCGUGUCCAAGCGCGGAUCCAUGCCUGUUCAGCCACCUGCCUCUUCUCUCACCGCCGACAAGCUUUUUGCGUUGCUUUCCGAGCAUGCAGCCAAGGGCACACCUGCACACACUAUGGGCGCCAUUGACCCCGUUCAACAGUCGCAGAUGGCCCACAACCAGGAGGUGGUCUACGUCUCGGGCUGGGCCUGCAGCUCGGUGCUCACCACGUGCAACAACGAGGUUGGUCCCGAUCUUGCUGAUUACCCCUACACCACCGUCCCGAACCAGGUUCAGCGUCUCUUCAAGGCGCAGCAGCACCACGACCGAAAGCACUGGGACGAGCGAUGCCAACUGACUCCUGAGCAAAAGGCCAAGACUCCGUGGGUGGACUACAUCCGACCUAUCAUUGCUGACGCCGACACGGGUCACGGCGGUCUCAGCACCGUCUUUAAGCUGGCCAAACUCUUUGCCGAGCAGGGUGCCGCCGGUAUCCACCUCGAAGAUCAGCUUCACGGCGGCAAGAAGUGCGGUCACCAGGCCGGAAAGGUGCUUGUGCCCACCUCGGAGCAUGUCAACCGCCUCACCGCUACCCGGCUCGCUUGGGAUAUUCUCGGUUCGGCCAACAUCCUGAUCGCUCGCACUGACUCGGAGUCGGCCAAGCUCAUCUCUUCCAGCAUCGACGCGCGUGACCACGAAUUCAUCAAGGGUGCUUACAAUUUGCCCGAGGGCACGGCCAGUCUGGCAGACACGCUCGCUGCUAAGGAAGCUGCAGGUGCUUCUGGACCCGAGGUGGACGCAGCCGAGAAGGCGUGGAUGGACAAGUGCGAGCUGCUCACCUUUAACGAGGCGGUUGCCAAGCACAAUGCAGCCAACAAGCAGGGCGUCGAGGCGUACAACAAAAAAGUCUCAGGUGGUGUCUCCAAUGGUGCAGCACGCGCCAUUGCCAAAGAGGUGUUUGGAGCUGAAGGUGUGCCCACAUGGUGCUGGGACGCUCCUCGAACCAAGGAGGGCUACUACCACUUUAAGGGCGGAGUCGCAGCCGCCAUCAAGCGUGUCAAGGUCUUUGGCGCAUACGCCGACAUGCUGUGGCUCGAGACGAAGAUGCCUGAUCUCAAGCAGGCGCAGACCUUUGCUGCAGACAUCCACAAGGAUCUGCCCGGAAAGUGGCUCGUGUACAACCUUAGCCCGAGCUUCAACUGGUCCGCUCACGGAUUCUCGGAUGCGGACCUCAAGAACUUUGUCUGGGAUCUGGCCAAGUCCGGCUUCGUGUUCCAGCUGAUCUCGCUUGCGGGUCUUCACUCGACGGGUGCCAUGACCUGUGAACUCUCGCAGCGCUUCAAGACCGACGGUAUGCUGGCCUAUGUCGAGCUGGUGCAGAGGAAGGAGAAGGAGAUCGGAUGCGACGUGCUCACCCACCAAAAGUGGUCCGGUGCUGCCUAUGUCGAUCGCAUGCUGCAGUCCGUCAGCUCGGGCAGCUCAGCAACGCAGGCGAUGGGUGCUGAUAGUACGGAGCGCUCAUUCUAG